Messenger RNA from Ostreococcus tauri, 1860 nucleotides. Its product is annotated as unnamed product. Lineage: Eukaryota; Viridiplantae; Chlorophyta; Mamiellophyceae; Mamiellales; Bathycoccaceae. Bases 1 to 1860 code for a protein of 619 amino acids. The record is from RefSeq and is a predicted model, not a curated record. The transcript has a single exon.
AUGCGCGUCCCCGCGCGCGCCCCGCUCGAAGCGAUCGAUGGGAACGUCGCGACGCGCGAGCCGACGGCGUUGGAGGCGCUCGCGGCGACGGUGCGCGCGACGCCGGAGAAAUCAUCGCCAACGGUCAGCGGGCGAACGACGGUGGCGAGAAGGAGGACGACGACGACGACGGACGCGGUGGCUCGAGAGCGUCGCGAGGACGAUGGAUGCGAUGGCGAUCGCGCGGACGUCGGGAAUCGGGACGAUGACGGACGGUACGCGGAGACCGUGGCGUUGUUGCGACGCGCCACGCGCGCGCUGCGGAGCGAACGCGAGCGAAGCGCCGAGCUCGAGGUGGAGCUGGAGAAUUCUGUGGAGGAGACGCGCGCGCGGAUUCGCGAGCGGGAAAAGGCGGAGGCGGAGGCGGGACGAGCGGUGAGAGAGGUUCGAGCGGAGAUGGACGCGCUCGGGAGGACGCUGGAGGAGGUUGUCGAGAGUCGAAGAAAAGCGCGAGAGGAGACGGCGACGAGAGAGAAGGAGAAGGCGGCGCUCGAAGAGAUGCUCGAACGCGAGCGAGAGGCGCACGGGAGAGAGAUCGAGGAGUUGCAAGCGGAGAUGGAGAUUGCGCGUGCGAGCGCGGAGAAUUCGUUGCGCGUCACGAGAACGAGAGAUGGCAUCGAAGUCACCGCCGAGCUAUACGAGCAGUCCCACGCGAUGGAGAAAAAGGCGCUCAAGGAGGCGCAGCGCGCGAGAAACGCGUUGGUGGAGCAGAAGAAGACGUCGGAGGCGCUCGAAAAGCGCCUUCGCGAGACGCGCUCUCGCGCGGAUUUGGCUGAGGCAAAGUGCCGCGAAUUGAAAUCCGCGCAGAAACGGUGGGAGCGCCUGGAGUUGAGCGGCGAUGCCGCGUUCGCGCAGUCGCCCUCACCGUCGAUGACUCCUAAAACGCUUCGUCAGAGUCACAGGGACGUGCGAGCGUACGCCGCACAGCGCGUAGAUGUGUUGGAGAAGGAUGUGAAAACAACAAAGAGCGAAGCCACGCUCGUUGCGGCCGAGCUGGAUUCCAAAUUAGCGGCUGAGUCUGGUAUGCGUGGGGCGACGCAGGGAGCGCUCGAGAGUGCUCGAGCGCGCAUACGUGUUCUCGAGGGAGAACGCGACGUACUCCGCGCGCAACUCGACGCAGCACAAAGCGAGGUGGCUGACUUGAAAAUGUCGAUAAAGUUGACUGAGGAGCGCGCAGUACAGGCGGAAGAAACGGCGGCGAGGGAAAUUGCGAACGCCAUGGACGCCGUGGAUCGCAUGCGUUCGGCAGAAGAUGCCCUGGGCGAGGCUGCGCACGAAAAUGCUGUCGCGCUGAAGGCGAAGAGUGCGAUGAAGAGGCGAGAAUUCAGCGAACAACUUCGCGCGCUCGAGGAGCGCAUUCGCAUCGCCGAAGUUGAGCGCGACGUGGCGACGCAGCGCUUUCGAGACUCUAAUGACGCACGACGCGCGGCGGAGGCUGAGCUGGAGGCAAUACGCGCUGAUCCAAACUCUAUCGCAGAGCGCGUUCGCGAGGCUGAGACGCGCGCUCAACGCGCCGAGGAUGAACUCGAAAACGUUCGCAAAGCCGCGCUCGCGGGUCGUCGGGCCGCGAACGAGACGCUUUCACCGCGUUCGACGAGCGUUUCGGAGCCCAAGCACUCGAGAUCUAACGUCAUUGAGGCUUCGUCGUUCCGUCUCGUCAAGCCGACUCAAGCGAGACGUCACCCGCGCGAAGUCGCUGUCGACCUCGUGCACAGCCUUCGCGAGAAGCUCGAGGCGAGCUCACCGUCCUGGACGCGGAAGUCGAACAGUAGACUCACUAGCACCGAUCCCUCGUUCACGACGCCCACCAAACACGCGUAG